CUUGAACUCAUUCUGUUUGCAAGGGGACGAUCAAAUAUGGACCUGCAUCUAUCAUUUACAAUGAGCGCGGCCAUCGAGCAGAAGAAGAAGAACCUGACGUCAAUCCUGAAGAUGACAUGACCGUGGACGCACAAUCUGAGAGACAGUGUUCUCUACCAGGAUCAAGAACUCAAACUCCUGAUCCCCGCCGUUCACCCCCGGGCAGCUUUUCAAGCAACCGUUCAUUGCAUACUGGACACUCUAAUAGGGAAUCAGUAUACUCAGCAAUCCCGGAAGUCGUUUGCGAUAGAUCCGCUUCCCGUAAUGGAGGAGACGCCGAUCGUUUGCGAGGGCUAGAUACCACCCGGAGUCUUGGUAAUAGUAGCGUUCGGGAGAAAGACCGUGGGCGAACAAAGGACAAAGGCAAAGAGCGGGCCCGAGACAUUGACGCGUCGACAGAAGGAUCAAGUCCUCGUAGUUCUUCCGCGCUUGCCGAAGCACUGUCAUCCGUUUGGGGAUCAGCCAUCUCGCCUCUGAAGAGCCCGCCUUCCAUGAAGGGGGGGAAGUCCAGACUCGCCUCCUCGACAGGAACACCGUCAGUCAGAGGAGGCCAACUUCCACCAGAUCCGGCUCCUCCCAUCGGUUUCCCUGACGUUCAAGUCCCACAGUCGCCACGUCAUUCCGUUUCCGGUGUCAAAAAUACGGUGGAGGCGUCAAUCGAAGCGCCAGUCUCGUUGCCGCCCUCGGACAAUCAGGUUGAUCAUGCACACUCAGGCUCUCAUGUGGCUUCAGCUGUUGCAAGUCCCAAGAAGUCUGGCGCAGCAACGCCACUGGCAGCUGAAAGUCACUCAAUUUCGCCAGUGUCGUCGGAACCUGCUCCAGCGCCUGUUGAGUCUCUAUCUAAGCCAAUGUCACCUGUCAUUGCCCCCUUAUCUUCACCUCUGAUUUUAAACGACGAUUCCAAUCCUUGGACAAAUGCAACUGAUGCCCCGGAAGUCGAAUCAUCGAAUCCACCAGAGGAAACAUCCGUCCUGUUCUCUACCGAACCACUCGUGGCCAGCAAUAAUCUUUCAAGAUCGCUGAGCGGUAACAAGACGCCUAAAGCAGCUACGCCGAGGGUAGAACCCUCGCCAAAGCCAGAGCCAUUCACAUUAGCGGCUCUUGCAAGUCGGAUUGCUUCGUCUGCUUUCGGAGGCAAUGGAACCAGCAAAACGUCGAGGAUCUCUGGAUCAACUUCAUCGAAGGCAGGAUCCUCUCUAUCCCCUGUCGUUUCACAGGUUGCGGAGGUCAAAGUUCCUCCUCAAGCAGAUAAUAUGGCGCCUCCUCCUGACCCUACAGCGGAAGCGACAUCCCCGCAAAUUGUUGCAGCAAAAUCUCUCAUUUCAUCGCCAAGGCCACCAAAGUCACCAAUGGCACCCCUAUCUACUACACACUCACCCAAGCCAGAGACGACGGAACCUCUUCCAGAGACUUCUGCGUCAUCAAUAGAUCCGGCCCCUUCGUCGUCGCCCGAGGCUGAGGCUGAUGAGAUACCAGUUGAGGCAUCUUCUGCCGUUCCCGCUGUCCCAAAGUCAGCUGCUCCAUCCAAACCACCUUCGCCGAAACCAGAGAACAAGGUAUUCGAAAGCUCCGCAGAAGCGUCAUCGGCAGAAGGGCUAGCACUAGCAGAAGCACCAGGAAGCCCAGCACCAGUGGAACCAGCAGUGAUCGCACCCGUAGAACCAGCAACAGUCGAACCAACUGCUGAAACAGAACAUCCCGCCAUAGCAGAAGAAACCAUCUCAGACCUAGUAGUCAUGGAGACGACUCAAGCGAGUAGCACGGAGGCUGAAGCACCACCAACAGAUACAGCACCGCCGGAAGAAACGUCUAUAGCUGAUUUACCCAAAUCCCCCGUUCCGAAAACACCGCUGAAGUUGGAUACAGACAUCCCACCAACGACAGGUCCGUCGUCGGCGGCUGACGCGGCAACCACGUCCUUUACAGAGGCCGGAACUACCGACAAGGAUGAGGAGGCAAAAGAUGAUGAGGCAAAAGACGAGGAGCCGGAGGAACCCAACCAGAAUCAAGGUGCGAAGAAGAACAAGAAGAAGAAGAGUAAGAAGAAGUAAAGAGUUAGAGAUACUGGCACUUUCUUUCCCUUGGCCGUGAUGUUUUCACGUGGAGCAUAUGAUAUACGGUUAGGUAUAAUGUCUUGCUUAAUUUACUUCAGGAAUUCUGCUGGCUCGAUGCUGGAUUCAUGGAACA
Guyanagaster necrorhizus is the source of this 2226-nucleotide messenger RNA. RefSeq lists its product as uncharacterized. The transcript is spliced from 2 exons. The record is from RefSeq and is a predicted model, not a curated record. Bases 117 to 2090 code for a protein of 657 amino acids. Lineage: Eukaryota; Fungi; Basidiomycota; Agaricomycetes; Agaricales; Physalacriaceae.